CUGGUUGACAAACGCUGCAAAUGGAUGGAAAAAGAAGAGGCGGAACGAAGGCGUGACGGCAGCAAACGCGACCGGACAGAUUUGUUAACGCACUAACGGAUGAAUGUUUUCAACUGUUGACAGGAAAACCGAGCUGUGUGGACCUACUUUAUGUCCAUUGAUUGAGAAAUACGAGGAGGGCGCUGUCGUUGUGCAGAAAGUCCCCAACAAAGCCUGCACAUAGCCCUGAUAUCAACCCAUGAAAGUCCAUGUUGUCUUCUCUGUCCACGAUGAUGUCACAUGGUUUCAAGAGCAGUAAACAGGACUUUAACUUUGGACCAUGGAAAGUGACUGCUGCCAAAAACCACAUCAUGAAAUCCAAAGACAUUGAACGGUUAGCAGAGGAGAUGAACAUGCCCUCCCUUCCCGAGAUGCUUUUUGGGGAUAACAUCCUGCGCAUCCAACACACAGAUGGCUACGGCAUCGAAUUCAACGCCAUUGAUGCCCUUAAGAGAGUCAACAACAUGGAGGAUGCUGUGAAGGUGGCGUGUGCCCAGGAGUGGCAGGAGAGCAGAGCUGAUUGUGAACAUUCUAAAGAGGUGGCAAAACCUUAUGAUUGGACAUACACCACUGACUACAAAGGCACAAUGAUAGGCGACGGUAUGCAGAUAAAGGUGUCAGAGACAACAGAGCGCAUCGACAUGGAGAAGCUGAAGGCCCGGGAGCAGAUCAUGUUCUUUGAUGACGUGCUGCUGUUUGAGGAUGAGCUGCACGAUCACGGAGUUUCCAUGAUCAGUGUCAAAAUUAGAGUAAUGCCCACCAGUUUCUUCCUGUUGCUUCGCUUCUUCCUACGAGUGGACGGAGUUCUGAUUAGAAUAAAUGACACGCGACUGUAUCAUGAGGCUGGAAAGAAUUACAUGCUACGGGAGUUCAGCACAAGAGAAAGUAAAAUAUCCGAACUGAAGAGUGUUCCUGCUGCACUGUACACUGAUCCUAAUGAGAUCGCUCAGCAUUUGUCCCUGAAGCUGACCGUGUGUGAGAAGAUGGGUUUUCCGGAGACGCAGCAUCAGACGUCAUUUCAUGAAGUCCUGUAGUGACCAUAUUAAGGUGUUCCAGUAAUCUGCAAGUAACAUAAAACAAAAAAAGGGUCUGAAUUGAAGCUCUGCAAUUUGGCUUUUUACACUUCAUCAGCACGAACCAUAGUUAUUUACCCUCAGUUUAAUACUUUUGUCAAGCAUCAUGAUUUAUUAGUAUAUGAACAGUUUCAAGUUCAUAUAAGUCAAGGCUUGUUUCCAUACUCGUAAUAUUAAUGUAUUGCUAACAUGUUUUUGUUUUUUUAAAGUUACACUGUAAAUACAGCUACUGUAUUUUCUACAGUGAAUUCUCGAACAACUUCAGAACGUGUGAAUAUAACAACCCUGAUGCUUAAUAAACCUUUGUGUAAAUAUCGCUA
Solea solea (common sole) is the source of this 1432-nucleotide messenger RNA. RefSeq names its product TIP41, TOR signaling pathway regulator-like (S. cerevisiae) (gene tiprl). The transcript is spliced from 9 exons. Gene Ontology annotation, biological process: TOR signaling. The record is from RefSeq and is a predicted model, not a curated record. Gene Ontology annotation, cellular component: cytosol. Lineage: Eukaryota; Metazoa; Chordata; Actinopteri; Pleuronectiformes; Soleidae. The coding region runs from base 249 to 1073 and encodes 274 amino acids.